AUGAUCACCUUCUGCACUCUACAAGUGCAAAUGCUGGCACUGGUCACACUGACGACAGCCCUCGACCUCCCAUCCCUCAACUUCGACUGGCAACAGCCCCUCUCCUACCUAGGCCUCGCCCCCAACAACCUCACCGCCACGGGCUGCGAAGCCGCCUGCACCUACCUAACCCACCACCUCCCCAUCCCCGACAUCCAGCCCGAUAAUCCACGCGAAUACUGGAAAGAAAAGUCCUUCUUCUGGUCGCAACAACAAUCCACCAUCUCCCCGUCCUGCUUCGUGCAACCCCUCACCGCCGAACACGUCUCCACCAUCGUCAAACUCGCACGCGAACAUCAGUGUAAGUUCGCGGUGAAGAGUGGCGGGCACGCUGCCUUCGCUGGAGCCUCGAAUGUGCAGGACGGGAUGACGAUUGAUCUGCAGUUUCUUGACAUGAUUGAGGUGUCUGAAGACAAGCAGACGACGAGGGUAGGGCCGGGGAAUCGGUGGGUGGAUGUUUAUAAGCAUGUGGUUCCGAUGGGGUUGUCGGUUGUGGGGGGACGGAACUCGGAGAUUGGGGUUGGCGGGCUCACGCUUGGCGGAGGGAUAUCUUGGUACUCGAGUCGGUAUGGGUGGGCGUUGGAUGGGGUGAGGAAUUAUCAGGUUGUUGUUGCGGAUGGGAGGGUUUUGGAGGUCGAUCGGGAGUCGUAUCCGGAUCUUUACUGGGCGCUGCGAGGUGGCGGAAAUAACUUUGGGGUCGUAACGAGGUUUGAUUUUGAGACGUUCCCACAAGGCGACAUGUGGGGUGGUUCGGUGAUGACGGGGCCGGAUAGUCUGGAUCGGGUGCUGGACGCUUUCCACGAUUUUGCUUAUACUGGCGGGGAUGACAUGGACGCGUACAGCUUCUCGGCGUUCUGCUGGUAUCAAGAACACAAGAUGUUCAUCGCCUCGACUGCGCUUGUAUACGCUCAACCUGUUGAGAACCCAGCCAUUUUCGAGAACUAUACCAAGCUCGAAUCGAUGCACUCCACGCUCAAGAUCCGGGAUAUGGUGAGUAUGUCGGAUGAGAUAGGCGCUCAAGCACCGAACGGGCUCCGGAACUCGUACUGGACGGCAACCUUCCGUAUAACGCGGGAGAUGCUGCAGGUGAUCCUGGACAUCUUCAUGGAGGAGUUGGAGCCCGUCAAAGAAGUGGAAGGGAUGAUACCUGCGCUGAUCUAUCAGCCAAUGUCAAACGAAGUACUCACCCGCUUCUCCAGGAACGGCGGAAAUUGUCUUGGCCUUGAAGGUGAAGAAGGUCCGCUGCUGAACAUCAACUACGCCGUCAUGUGGAAGAACGAGGCAGAUGACGAGGCGGUCCUGACGGCGGCGCGUAAUACGAUCAGAAGGAGCAAGGAGAAGGCGAAGGAGUUGGGGCUAGAUCAUCGGUAUCUGUAUCAGAACUAUGCAAGCCAUGAGCAGGAUGUUAUGGCCUCAUAUGGGGAGGAGAAUCUGGAGAGGCUGAGGAGCAUUAGUAGGGAAUUUGAUCCUGAGCAGGUCUUUCAGAAGUUGCAGCCGGGGUAUUUUAAGCUGUGA
Messenger RNA from Saxophila tyrrhenica, 1554 nucleotides. RefSeq lists its product as uncharacterized. Gene Ontology annotation, molecular function: FAD binding. The coding region runs from base 1 to 1554 and encodes 517 amino acids. The record is from RefSeq and is a predicted model, not a curated record. The transcript has a single exon. Lineage: Eukaryota; Fungi; Ascomycota; Dothideomycetes; Mycosphaerellales; Extremaceae.